GCUAUUAUUCACACCAUGCAAGUCGACCCUUCGAAGCUAUCAGACGAAGACCGGGCUUUUUUUGAAAAGUACGGACGACUUCCACCUGCAAAGAAGGCUGGGCUCCAACAAAAACUAAUGGGAGGAGACCGAAAGUAUUUUGAUUCAGGAGACUAUGCCAUGUCACAGGCUGGUAAAUCCUCUCCCAACGAAGUAGGAUCUCAGCAUCCAUCACCCGAGCGUAUUCCUCAUUCGAUACCUCAAAGUUUCAAAAAGAAUGACGUUACCAACAGUCCCGCCAAGGAGUCUGGACUGACCCACGAAGCAUCCAAGAACACCAUGGAGAACUAAGGCUGGAAUGGAUUAGUAGUGAUGGACAAUUGGUCUGUGUCAAGUUUAGCAAUCUUGGACUGUUUCAGACUUUUUGAUAUAUAUUUUCGGUUCUAUUUCAAUGAGUUUCAAUUGUGUAAUGAUUUCAAUCCGUUUGGGAUCUAAAAAAUGGUUAAAUAAAGUCUGUUUCAAAGGCUGCCGAUGCACUGGACAGUGCACGUGGGCAGACGGCAACCUG
This is a messenger RNA of Batrachochytrium dendrobatidis JAM81, 547 nucleotides long. RefSeq lists its product as uncharacterized. The transcript has 3 exons. The coding region runs from base 16 to 330 and encodes 104 amino acids. NCBI's taxonomy places the organism in Eukaryota, Fungi, Chytridiomycota, Chytridiomycetes, Rhizophydiales. Gene Ontology annotation, cellular component: cytoplasm. The record is from RefSeq and is a predicted model, not a curated record. Gene Ontology annotation, molecular function: protein phosphatase inhibitor activity.